AUGUGCCAGUACUACGCCCACGCCUUCACCUGCAAGCACCUCUCCUUCACCUUUGCCCGCUUCUGCCAGCCCGCCAGCCUCAUCCAGAAGCCGUGCGCCAAGCGGCAGGUCUGGCAGACCAUCAGCCUCGACGACGCCUGCGAGGACUGCUUGAUGUGGUUUCCGGACAGGAUGUUACGGCAUACGGAGGACACCUUCUCGACCUGGGCACCCGCUACAGAGGUCUUCGAAGCUGACGGUCGGUCUAUUUUCGUAGCUGUUAUCUCCAGCCGCAAUGGCACCGUCUUAUGCGCCAAGGAGGCCGGCAGCGUGGAGAGCCGAUAUGGACGGCGGGCAGCCGAGUGGUCCAACUCUCUCUAUGAACAAGUUAGGGAACAGCAGGAGCCCAGCCAGCUGCAGACCAGGAGCACCGGCAACUAUCAGGCUUCUAGAGAGUACGGAUACCUCAUCGACACCGAGUUAAGUAGAUCCGUCUUCGAGGUCGGAGUACCAACUCCCUAG
Colletotrichum graminicola M1.001 is the source of this 501-nucleotide messenger RNA. RefSeq lists its product as uncharacterized. The record is from RefSeq and is a predicted model, not a curated record. Bases 1 to 501 code for a protein of 166 amino acids. The transcript is spliced from 7 exons. NCBI's taxonomy places the organism in Eukaryota, Fungi, Ascomycota, Sordariomycetes, Glomerellales, Glomerellaceae.